AGGGCCCUCGGAACCAAAGCGCUAGAGCCCGCCCCGCGGGACUGCGUUUCCCGAGCACCGGGGGCGCGGCCUGGCCGGCGGGGCGGGCCGCGGGGAGCGGUGGGGCGGCUGCGGGCGAAGCGGGGCGGCGGGCGCGGGCGCGGACCAUGCUGAGGGGAGCGUGCGGCCGGCUUGCCUCGUCGCUGCGGGGGACGCGCGCGCCGCCGGCCGCAACCGCCCAGAGGCGGCUGCACGCGUCCGGGGCGCGGCCGUUGGCAGACAAAAGCGAGGACCCGGAGGGGCCGGCCCGCGCCUUCGACCCGGCGCUGCUGGAGUUCCUGGUGUGCCCGCUCUCCAAGAAGCCGCUCCGGUAUGAAGCAUCAACAAAUGAAUUGAUUAACGAAGAGUUGGGAAUAGCCUAUCCAAUUAUUGAUGGGAUUCCUAAUAUGAUACCGCAGGCAGCUCGGAUGACACGUCCGAAUAAGAAGCAAGAAGAGAUGGAGCAGCACUAGAUCAUAAUUAAAAACAAAACAACGAAACACACACCAACUCAAUUUUCUUACCACCAUCUAGGUUUUAACAAGUCAGCGUGGCGGGUUCGUUUACUAAGUGGGGGAGAAGAUGUUUCUCUCUCUUCCUACAUUGACUGUCCUUAUUCCCCUGGUCUCUUUAGCAGGCCUGUUGUACUCGGCCUCUGUGGAAGAAAACUUCCCACAGGGCUGCACUAGCACCUCCAGCCUGUGCUUCUACAGUCUGCUCUUGCCCGUCACCAUCCCAG
Equus caballus (horse) is the source of this 757-nucleotide messenger RNA. It is a transcript of the gene PYURF, whose product is annotated as PIGY upstream open reading frame. The record is from RefSeq and is a predicted model, not a curated record. NCBI's taxonomy places the organism in Eukaryota, Metazoa, Chordata, Mammalia, Perissodactyla, Equidae.